AUUAGCGUUUUGAUAGUCAAAGUCUUUCAAGCAACACCUUUUUAGGUUUAACCAUUAAGUUAUUCUGUACAAAUGUAAAAUUAAUAUAUUCAGAUCAAUGCUAACUGUAAUAACUGGUCCCGUAAUCAAAUAACGGUUAUACGCGUUCGUCAUUGCCGUUAGCCAAUCACAAGACGUCGUUUAAUUGGCUUCACCUGUUAGCAACAGUACCUGGUAACGGAUACGUUUACCUAAAUAGUCACACUCAUGUCUCUGUGCGAUGAUACACUCCUGUGCAACUUCCCAAAGUGCCGCUCCAAGUUGUGUGGCUUCGCUUGGGUCACAGCCUGCUCACACGUUUUCUGUGAUCGGCACGGGUCAGGUGAGUUCAGCCGAUCUCCUGUCAUCUGCCCGGCAUGCUCCUCUGCCCUCUCUGGGAAACUGGACAUCGUGAGGACAGAGCUGUCGCCCUCUGAUGAGUACAAAGCCAUGGUGCUGGCAGGUUUACGACCAGACAUAGUCCUGGACAUCAGUGCUCGUGCUCUGGCCUUCUGGAGCUAUCAGGUCAACCAGGAGCGCAUGUACCAGGAGUACAGUAUUUCACGGGCUGAGGCACAGCUGAAGCAGAUGGAAAAGGUAUUGAACCAGCAGAACCAGUGCAGAAAAUUGGAGCUCAGUGCCAUGAGAGGAGAAAUCUCUUCACUAAAAAAGGUGAUGGAGGAGUAUAAGAGGAAAUACAGCGAAGUGUCUGAGAAGCUGAUGGAGAGAAACAGGCAGUACCAGAAACUCCAGGGUCUCUAUGACUCUCUGAGGCUGCGGAACAUGGUGGUGAAGAGAGAGUCACAGCCACAAACACUACGUCCAGAAUUCAACACUGGGACGGCUCCAAAGGUGACGACCCCCCCGAGAAGCCCCCAGUUCCUGUUCACUGACGGAGACUCUUGCUUCUUCUCCCCCAUGCAGCCUGAUGGAGCCAAGCCCUUCUUCCAGCUCAACUCUCCUGUCAAAGAGAAUGUUCAACCUUUCUUGAAGAAGCCAUAAGGAGAAGUGGUUCUAUUUUCACUUUUGUCUAAACCACCUUUAUGCGUUCAGUUAAUAUGGUUCCAUUGUCAUUUAUUUAGAACCAGUUAUACAAGUUGCUUUACUGUUAUUAAUUUAACUUAACUUAUUAACACGUCAAUGCUAUGCAGCAAAUGUUUUAGUCUUGUUAAGAAAGAUAAAAGUUCAGUCAAAAUAAAUUGAAAUCCAAGAUACACAAA
Messenger RNA from Cynoglossus semilaevis (tongue sole), 1238 nucleotides. RefSeq names its product cyclin B1 interacting protein 1 (gene ccnb1ip1). Gene Ontology annotation, cellular component: synaptonemal complex. Gene Ontology annotation, molecular function: ubiquitin protein ligase activity. Bases 247 to 1020 code for a protein of 257 amino acids. The record is from RefSeq and is a predicted model, not a curated record. Gene Ontology annotation, biological process: reciprocal meiotic recombination. The transcript is spliced from 5 exons. Lineage: Eukaryota; Metazoa; Chordata; Actinopteri; Pleuronectiformes; Cynoglossidae.